AAAACUCAAGAGGAAUUUGAGGAAACGAGCGGAGAAUGAUGAAAGUGACGACAGUGGCUUGGCCGAAGUGAAUCUGGAAUCGGAAGUAAUUAAUGAAACGUACCGAAGAAAGGUAAUCUUGUAUAGAUUGGCCGAAAUUGAACGUCGGGGCGAAACUAAAAUUCUGCGUAACUUUGAACGAAUAAAAAAUGAAUCCUCUCUUCCGAAAGUCAAAGGGUUAUUUGCGACGCGUUCAAAACCUGUAGACCCUUCCAAAGAAAGCUUGGAAUCGCUGACCGAAAUGUUGCAAGAAGCUUUGCAAGGUGUGCCAGACUCAAUUCUACACUUGAUGACCGGAUGGACACGUCCCGGGGACUGCGGACGACCCGCCGAUCAGAAACCGGAUUGGCUCGACAUGGAAAAGCUGCGACGAGGGCAGAAGUUCGCGGAGAAUCACAUGUAUGCCAUCUUUUUCCAGGAUAUGAUUUCCUUGUUCAUUAUCUUCAGUCUCGAGGAUUCGCUGAAGCCACUAAUCAUGACCGGAAAAUCAAGCACGCCGUAUACCGCGUUCAAAAGGUACCUUUCAACUGGGCUGCGGGUUCGACACUGGAUGACCGGUGACCUCUGGACGAAGGGGUCCGUAGCUAACAUGGACAUCUCCACGGUGAGGGCGAUGCAUGGGACGGUGAGACGAAGACUGGAAACUUCGACUAACGAGGAAGUGGAUGCUGCAGCGGAAAUUGGCAAGCCCUGGUCCCCCAUGCGGGAAAUACUGAUCAAGGAUUUUUCCGAGGCUUGCGAGGCCCCCUCGAUCGGCCAGUGUCCCUACGUCGUGGAGCCGGGCAGCCAUGAUCGUCCGAAGGGUAUUAAUCAAACGGAAAUGGUGCUGACGCAGUGGUGCUUUGUUGGCUUGCUCGUUUCCUUCCCAGAGUCCUUUGGGGUCCAUUACGCCUCUGAGGAGGACCUCGAGGCCUUUUGCCAUCUCUGGAGAAGCAUCGGGUACCAGUUGGGAGUCGAGGAUGAGUAUAACUUCUGCCGUGGCACUCUUGAGGACAUUCGACGUCGAACGCACGAUUAUCUCGAAUCUUGGAUCAAGCCCAAUCUACGAAACGUCAGUCCAGAAUGGGAACACAUGAUGAGGUGCGUCGUGACUGGACUUAGUGCUGUCGUCUCGGAUACCACCUACGAAAGUGCCCUCCUGUUCCUCACCGAAAUGCUCGACCUUCCGAUGCCACGACUGAACGCCUCCUUGUCGUACCUGGAAUGGUGCAGGCAUAAGAUCAGGAAGUUUCACUUUUCCUACACGCUCAAGCUCCCAGGAAUGGCUGGAUGGUUCAAUAGUUUCGUGAACAAAGCCACAGAGCGUGCCGAGAACUUCACUCCCGAAGAACUGGAAGUUAUACGGAUAAAAAUGGACAGCAUAUACCCUGGUCAGGACAAAUAA
Molecule: messenger RNA, 1423 nt
Organism: Diprion similis
Lineage: Eukaryota; Metazoa; Arthropoda; Insecta; Hymenoptera; Diprionidae
Exons: 4
Coding region: 281-1423 (380 amino acids)
Source: RefSeq, a predicted model, not a curated record